Messenger RNA from Orycteropus afer afer, 707 nucleotides. It is a transcript of the gene CHMP1B, whose product is annotated as charged multivesicular body protein 1B. Gene Ontology annotation, biological process: endosome transport via multivesicular body sorting pathway; protein transport; late endosome to vacuole transport. The record is from RefSeq and is a predicted model, not a curated record. Gene Ontology annotation, cellular component: multivesicular body; ESCRT III complex. Lineage: Eukaryota; Metazoa; Chordata; Mammalia; Tubulidentata; Orycteropodidae.
GGAAGUGGAAUCAAAACAAAGGAACCGGGACUGGAGAGGACCUUCCUCCUCCCUGCUUGCCGGGCUGAUUUCGACCCAGGCCGUGGACCUCGAGUAAUCGCCAGACCAUGUCCAACAUGGAGAAACACCUGUUCAAUCUUAAGUUCGCUGCCAAAGAACUGAGCAGAAGUGCCAAGAAAUGCGAUAAGGAGGAAAAGGCCGAAAAGGCUAAGAUUAAAAAGGCCAUUCAGAAGGGCAACAUGGAAGUUGCGAGGAUACACGCCGAAAAUGCCAUACGCCAGAAGAACCAGGCGGUAAAUUUCUUGAGAAUGAGUGCGCGGGUCGAUGCGGUGGCUGCCAGAGUCCAGACGGCGGUGACGAUGGGCAAGGUGACCAAGUCGAUGGCCGGUGUGGUUAAGUCGAUGGACGCGACAUUGAAAACUAUGAAUCUGGAGAAGAUCUCUGCCUUGAUGGACAAAUUCGAGCACCAGUUUGAGACUCUAGACGUCCAAACGCAGCAAAUGGAAGACACAAUGAGCAGCACGACGACGCUUACCACUCCCCAGAACCAAGUGGAUAUGCUGCUCCAGGAGAUGGCAGACGAGGCCGGCCUCGACCUCAACAUGGAGCUGCCGCAGGGCCAGACGGGCUCUGUAGGCACGAGCGUGGCCUCGGCUGAGCAGGACGAACUGUCCCAGAGACUGGCCCGCCUGCGGGAUCAAGUGUGA